Molecule: messenger RNA, 7075 nt
Organism: Chelonia mydas (Green sea turtle)
Lineage: Eukaryota; Metazoa; Chordata; Testudines; Cheloniidae
Gene: RASSF8
Product: Ras association domain family member 8
Exons: 5
Coding region: 915-2186 (423 amino acids)
Biological process (GO): signal transduction
Source: RefSeq, a predicted model, not a curated record
AAUUUUUCAUCUCCCUUUUUCCGUCUUGCCAUCCCCAACUUUCCCCUCCUCUUUGCAGUUCUACCUUCAGCCCUUAUUAUUUACUGUUUCCGUUUGCAUUUCCCCCUCUCCCUGGUUUUCUCCUUCCCGUUUCUCUUCCUUCCUUGUACGUUUCCUCUCCCCUCCUAUUUCACCUUUGCCUGCCUCCUUGCAGUUUUGUCCCCUCCCCCGUCCCUCUUGUAUCUUCUGUCUCUUAUAGCAGCCGCAUACAAGUCUUAAAAAGUAAGAGGUAUUUUUCUGUGUCCUUGAGACGAGAGGUUAGACACCACUUUUCCUGAGCAGAGGAAUCUCUGGCUCCUUUUUACUUACUUUCUUUCUUUCUUUCUUUCUUGAAUGGAAAUUAGGAAGUUGUUGUUUUGUUUUUUUGGCAACGUGGACUGUUUUUUGUUUUUGUUUUUCCGGUCCAGGCAGUGACGGUUUGUUUGAUGGUUAAUCUUUCUUAUUCCUCUUCCCUGCCCCCUCUCUCUGCUAGUAGAGGGGGAGGGAAAGAUUAUAAGUAAAUCUGUUUUGCCAGCAGGGAAUGGAUCACAUUUUAGGAACAGUGUGAGGAAAGCAUGAGUGACUCAUGUACAAGAACAAGGCUUGGAACUUUAAGGGAUAAGGAGAUGGAUUUUGGUCCCUAGUUUAUGCAUUAGUGAAGAUUGUUGUAAAGAUCUGUGGCUAUUGGUGAUUUCUGGUUAUGGAAUACAUUUUUAAAUUUUUUUUGUCAUAUUCCUGUGUGCUAACUCCUUUUGCUUCUCAGUUAAAUGUCAUUUUGAUGUGAUCAACAGAGCCACACGUUAAAUUGCAGCUGAUUACUAGAAGUCAGCCUCGUCGUCUUUGGUGUAGCUGUAAACAUGACUUGACAUCCUGAUGACUACAUUCAUGGCUCUUGGAUGAUCUGGUGCACCAUGGAGCUCAAAGUAUGGGUAGAUGGAGUCCAGAGAAUCGUUUGUGGGGUCACUGAAGUCACAACUUGCCAGGAGGUGGUGAUAGCCCUGGCUCAGGCUAUAGGUCGUACUGGAAGAUACACAUUGAUAGAAAAAUGGAGAGAUACAGAGAGGCAUUUGGCACCUCAUGAAAAUCCUAUAAUUUCAUUGAACAAAUGGGGACAGUAUGCAAGUGAUGUGCAGUUAAUAUUACGCCGCACAGGGCCAUCUCUCAGCGAGAGGCCGACUUCAGACAGUGUUGCUCGAAUACCUGAAAGAACUUUGUACAGACAAAGCUUACCUCCAUUAGCCAAGCUAAGGCCUCAGAAUGACAAAUUAAUAAAAAGGAGAGAGCCAAAAAGGAAAUCUUUGACCUUCACUGGGGGUGCAAAAGGGUUAAUGGACAUUUUUGGGAAAGGUAAAGAAUCUGAGUUCAAGCAAAAGGUGCUCAACUAUAAAACAACAGCUGAAGAGUUGAAAAAACUGAUCCACCUCCAGACUGAGAAGCUUCAGUCCAUUGAGAAGCAGCUGGAUUCAAACGAGGCUGAAAUCAGGUACUGGGAACAGAAGUACAAUUCCAGCCUGGAAGAGGAAAUUAUCAAACUCGAACAGAAAAUCAAAAGAAAUGAAGUAGAGAUUGAAGAGGAAGAGUUCUGGGAAAAUGAACUGCAGAUUGAGCAAGAGAAUGAGAAGCAGUUAAAGGAACAACUCCUGGAGAUCAGGCAAAGAAUCCUGGAGUGCGAGAGCAAGUUAAAAGACUAUAUGGCUCAAAUCCACAGAAUGGAGAGUGGCCUUGAAGCAGAGAAGUUGCACCGGGAAGUUCAGGAGUCGCAGGUGAAUGAAGAAGAAGUCAAAGAGAAGAUUGAAAAGAUGAAAAGUGAAAUUGAUAUUCAGGGCCAACAAAGUCUGAGGCUAGAAAAUGGCAUUAAAGCUGUAGAAAGGUCAUUGGGCCAAGCCACCAAAAGAUUACAGGACAGAGAACAAGAACUGGAGCAGCUAACGAAGGAGCUAAGACAAGUAAAUCUCCAACAAUUUAUCCAGCAAACAGGAACAAAGGUCACAGUGCUUCCAGCAGACCCUAUUGAAGUGGAGGCUUCUCUCACACAGCUCGAAAGAGAGACAACAUUUCAGUCUGGGUCCCUGAAACGCCCAGGUUCAUCAAGGCAGCUCCCCAGUAAUCUUCGAAUUCUACAGAAUCCACUGUCGUCUGGUUUUAACCCUGAGGGCAUUUAUGUAUAACAAUAUAUACCUCUUCUGGAGAGGACCUAUGAAGAUACCAUGGACAGUAUAAGUUCCUUCCUUUUUGAUUCUACCAAUGACGAAUGAAAGAAGCUUUUCCUCUUUAAGCCACCACAUGUUGCGUUUCUUCAUUCUACACACCACGUGGAGCCAUACCCCCUGCACUGAUGCAAAAGAACAAAGGAACUGUGUAGCUACCCAGCCGGCAAUGUUGAAGUUACUGUCCAAUAACUAUUGAUGCAAAAGCCUUCAUUUGUAUUAUUGCUACUUCAGAAGCAUUUAGAAAAGUAUUAUUUGAUGUAUAAGCAUAAAUAAAACACUGACUGAGCAGAGUGAAGGAACCUGUUUGCAAUUGGUUUAAGGUUUAAUUUAUUCCAUGCAAAUCCAUGGUGGUGUGAAUGUUGACCUUUACGGUGUUUGUUUUAUUAUUUUAAACUUGUGACUAAUUAUAUAAUAUCGUAUUUCUCAGUCUGACCAGAUGACUUUUUUGUGUGUAUAAAUGUCCAGUGUUUCAUCACAUUAACAAUUCACAAACACAGGAGUGUUGUGGGGGUGCUGUAUCUUUAAAAUAGUCUCGAACCACUGAUUUUGUUUGUUACGUUGUGGAUUAUGAUGCAUCAUCACAUCCAUUGCUACCUUUUUAGGCUUGAAAGGUGAGUUUGUGGGAUUAGCUUCCUAUUGAUUCUGCCUUGAAUGAAUCAUUAGAAGAUAUUAUGGAAUUUAAAGCUGGCUUGGUAAGGAUAUUUCCAGCAUAUGAUUGAGGAUGCACUAGUUAGACAGUAUUUUAUUAUAUAGAAUGUAUAUUUGAGAUAUUGUGCCACACUGUGUAUGCCUUUUGAGAAACAAUAUAAGGGGUCUUCAUCAUAUGUCUUACUAAAAGGGGGUGUGAGGCUUCUCAGUGUGUGGUUUUGACUUUUUUUUUUUCACCAGCAAUGACAGUGUUCUUAUUUUCCUGUAAAUGUUGCUAUUCUAAAAAAAAAAAAAAAAAAAAAAAAUACACACACCAUUUAGCAAAAUGAUAUUUAAAAGAGCUGGGGUGAUAUCCUGGUCCCAUUGAAAUCAAUAGCAAAAUUCCCAUUGACGUCAUUGGGGCCAGGAUUUCAUUCCUGCUCCCCAAAAUUUUAUGGAACAUGUUUUUCCUUAGAUAUGCAAGAUUAUUUCUGUUCAGGGUUUUAUAGAGCAUGUAUUUUACAAGUGAAAGGUAGAAGAUAGACUUCCACAGAUUCACUAGUAGACUUCCAUUUAUUUUUACAAUAUUUUGAGGUCACCUAGUACAACCAAAAAUAAAACAAGGUUUAGGUAAAGUGGCUCCCCAGCAGAAUGUAAAAGUAAACACUUCCAAAUAAAGUGUGGUUAUGAUGCUAGGCCCUGGUCCUGCACUCGGAUCAAUGCAGUGGAUACAGUCCUGAGUCUGUGCAGAACACCAUGGGCAUCAGUGAAACUCCUUCUUGCUGACCUGGGGGGUCCACCUGCAUGGAUCGGAUUACAGAAUCUGGGCCUUAUGUAUUGCAUUUGGACUGCCCAUUAUAACAGCACCAGAUAUUGCCAUUGCAUGCCUGCAGAUCCCUUUGACUUCAGUGGGAGCCAUGCCUGUGCAUCCAGAGCAGAAUUUAGCCCUUGGGGUCCCCAGAAAUCAAAAUCUAGAGGGAGAAUCCUGAUUCCAUUGAAGUCAAUGGCAGAACUUCUUUUGACUUUAGUAGGAUCAGGAUUUCAUCCCUGGUAAGUAAAAACCCAAGCUUUAAUAAUUAAAGAAUAAUACUUUAGAAAUCUUUUUAUUUUUAAAAUAUACAUGCUCCUGCUUGGAUUUACUUGUGCCCAGAUAAAUACUAAAUUAAUUUUCCUAUUUAAAAAAAGACCAGGAAUUUCCACAUCAAAACGGUAAAUCAAAGUUUGAAGGAUACAGCAUGAGAUGAAGGAAUCACCAUUAAAUGGAAUUUUUUUGCAUUUCUCUUUUAUUAAUAGCAUCAGAAAUACUAAAAAUGCUGCUGUAUUUAGACUAACAGCAACUUCAAAUGAGGCUGUGAAGAACAGACUCAGUUCAAAAAUAGUCAGCAUCCAUGUCUCUUUUUACUUGUGAACAAACUGGUAAAUGUGCUGCUCUGGCCUAAAAAAAUCUUUGCCACGCUCAGUUUUUCAUAUCAGUUAUUGAUGAUUCUGUGCUCAUGUAUGUUUGUGCUCAUAACUUUUUCUUAUAUAAAAAUGUAUUUGUUAAUAUAAAACACAAAUAAUUUGGAGAUUAUACUGUGUCCAAGGGGCAUAUAUGCCUUACUUUCCAGGUCCAGUUUUGCCAAACAAAUGGCCCAAUCUGGUAGGAUACUUAGUAUCCUCAACUCCCUUUGAAGUCGACUGGAGUUCAGGCAGUCGGCACUUUGCAGUAUCGGGCCCAAACUGCGUUGCAUAGCAAAGAACCUAUGUCACUUAAUCACAACGAAAAGUUUAAUCAAAUCUUUUCUGCAUACUGAUAUAGAGGAUUGUUAAAGCAGAUAAAUGUACUUAUCCUGUUAUGCAGUAAGGGUCUGAGCCAGCUCCCAUUGAUUUCCAUGAGUGCUAAGAUCAUAAGAAUGGUGUGUCUUAUUGUGCUUUAAGUGGGUGGGUAAGAAAACUCAGGGUUUUGAAUAGCUCAAGAUAUUUUUCCAGUAAUAAAAUUUGGAGCCUUUCCCCUUAAUUUACUGGUUUAAAUUUAGCAUAGAUGGGUGGUGACUGCUGUUUGGCAGAGAGGUCAAGCAGUAAGUGGGUUUGGAGACUAGCAUCCCGUCUUCUGCUCUCCCUAGGUUAAAGCUGAAGAAUAUCAUCAGGGCACCUGAGGAGCUUUCAUUGCUUCUGCUCACCAGGAGGGUAAACAGAACAGUUGGUGCUCCAGAGCUGCUGUUAGUAAAACAAUACAUUCACUGAAAUGUUUUUAAAAAAUCCCUUUAUUUUCCAUCUUCUUGACGUGUUGAACUUUACACGGUCCUAUGUUUGUGCCGUGUCUGUAGAUUAACUAAAAAAAUGGCAUGCCCUAGAGUUGUGUGUUUUUAUUAUAUUAUUCGAUUCAAUCGCAGCAUCAUAAAGAAUUAAGAGUUUCACUCCAUAUCAACGUGUGACCCUUUUGAAAUGUAGAUUUUUUUUUAUCAUGCUUCCAUUUUCAAAAGCGUUUUCAAACCUGGUCAAAGGGGCAUGCGUAGAACAAAAACAGCAUGUACUUUAACAGGUGCCAGAUUCUAUACUGGCCAGCGAAAUAAAUAUAGAUUUUUGUUUUCAUUAACUAGUUCAAUAUGCAACUAUCUAUUUUCCUCUAAGUGCACAGGACAUUUAUAUGAAAGACUCUUAUUACUGCUAAUGGAAAUUAACUGUGUGAAUCCCUCACGUUGUCACUCACAAGUGUAGGAAGAGAGAUAAAUGGAAAAAUAGAGUAAGAUUUAGGAUAAAAUUUUCAAAAAAAGUAAAUCUCAUUGAAAGAUCAUAAUGGCUCAUAUGUCACUCAAGCAUUUUUGAAAAUGAUACCCAUCUUCUGAAACUUGAAAGCGAACAUUCCAUCACUACCCUAGCUUACAGAAUCUGCAAAUAUUACUUUUCUUUGUGAUUAAGAGAAGACCUUUUAGAGAAAGGAAAACCUCUAAUUGGGGCUAUAACUGCCUUUAAAAAAAAAAAAAAAGCACACUAUGUAUUGCAUUAUGGUGAAUUGGGAUUAUAUGAGUGGGGAAAAAAUUGAUCCUGUGAUUUUUAGUGAACUGAAAUAUACAGUUUCCCAGUGUGCAUUACUUAGAAUGAAUUGGGCCUUAAUUAUCUAUGUAAAUAGCAAAACUUUAUUCAUUUUUUUCCAGAAAAUAAUCUUUAACGGCCUGUAUGGUAUUAAAAUAAGUGUCGAAGUGUUACUUUUAUAUUAUGCCUCUUUUUUUUUUUUUUUUUGGAACAUUGAAACAUGCAUGUUUUGUUUUAUUUGCUACAGUAUUUUAAUGUUUUGGAUGAAGGCCAUCGGCUGUAUGGAGAUGACAAAACAAUCAUUCUAUCUAUUUAUUCAGUAUUGCUGCUUAUCGUUUUCAAAAUAAAGCUUUCAGUGCCAAUACAGUGCCUGACUGAAAGCUGCAAUAGCUCUCUUCAGGCGCUUCUUUAUGUUUGUAGAAACCAAAAUAAGUGCAGGUUCUGCCCUAGUGUAUAGAAUGUUCAAACACAAGAAAGCUAAUGGCAAUAACUGUGUGUGCAUGUGUGUAGUAUUUACGUAAACACACACACACUACAUGCACUUAAGCCCAGUUUAGUAAUGCACUUAAGCAUAUGCUUAAAUCCAUCCCUGUUCAGCACAUCGCUGAAGCAGAUGCUAAUUAGGGCUAGUCGUUAAACUGACAGUCAUAAAGGGCAUGAUUCAAAAUUCAUUGAAAUCAAUGCGACUUAAGCAUGUGCUUAAGCACACACACGCUUUGCUGAAUUAUAGCCUUAAAAAGUUCAUUCUGGUUCGAGAGAUAACAGUUCUAGUGAUAAUUCCUCAUUUUAUGUAUAGUUGGUAUCUCUGAAACCUUUAUUAUUCCCACAAAUAGAAUGAAUUUAAGUGUGCCCACUCUAUAGAAUACAGAGGAGGAAGAUUUGAAGAAUAUGUUUACAACCCAGAUGCAGCUUCGGUCUGAACAUAAUCACACAGUGAUUAAGAGAUUAGAGUUGCUGAAGCUUUAAACAGGAGAGGCAAUGCUCAUUAACUGUGAAGACAAAAAUGACCAUUUUUAGUACUGCUUUGCUUUAACUGCAAGAUGGAAAUCUGUAUUAUAUGUAAUUAUAUUAGUUUCUCUUUUGACUGUCAUUUAAAAAGCUUAUAUUUUCUGAUUAUUUUCAUGAAUUGUUAUUCAGUGCUUUGAAGAAAAAUAUUGGAUAUUCUCCAGUACAAUAAAUCUCCCCUGAAUCAUUGGGUCUCUACAAUC